AUGUCGAUGAUAAUUGAGAAUAGUCUCCCGAUGGACUCUCAUGUCAACGGGCACGGGAUCUACGUUAAUGGCACCACUAAUGGUACCACCAACGGAUACACUAAUGGCACCACCAAUGGACAUACUAAUGGUACUACCAAUGGACAUACUAAUGGUACUACCAAUGGCACCAUCGACACAAACGGUACACUCACCUGGGAGAAAGAGUUCCUACCACCACCACUUCAGCUCGACGACAAAGCACGAGCUAUUAAGAUCGACUCCCGCCUGUCGGGACUGAUGCUCUGCGGGGCGACGCUGCAGCACGUGGGGGACAUCUUCACGCGGGAGAUCGAGAACGGCCUCCGAGAGCGACCUUCCAGUCUUCAAAUGGAGAACACCUAUAUACCUGAACUACCCAACGGAACUGAGGAAGGCGUCUUCUUGGCUCUGGAUCUCGGAGGCACCAACUUCCGCGUUCUUCUCCUUGAGCUCCGAGGCGGACAGCUCGUCAAGGAAGAUGUCAAACAAUAUCACAUCAGCGACGCCCUGCGAGUCGGUCCCGGUGAAGAUUUGUUCAAUUUUCUGGCUGACUGCGUCCUCGAUUUUCUACAGUCCGAGGGAAUGGAGAAUGACGAACUGUCACUUGGCUUCACGUUCUCGUUCCCGAUGAAGCAGCACUCGAUCUCGUCGGGCGAGCUGACGACGUGGACCAAGAGCUUCAAGUGCAGCGGCAUGCGCGGCGUGGACGUGGCGGCGCUGCUGCAGCGCUGCCUGCGCGCGCGCGGCCUGCGCGUCACCGUGCAGGUGCUGCUCAACGACACCACGGGCACGCUGGUGGCCGGCGCGCUGGCCGACCCCGACGUCAAGAUUGGCGUGAUCCUGGGCACGGGCUCGAACGGCUGCUACAUGGAGCGCGCCGCGCGCGUGCUCUGGGAGGGCUCGGCCGAGCACACCGGCGACGUGUGCGUCGACGUCGAGUGGGGCGCCUUCGGGGAUAACGGCUGCCUCGCCUUCCUGCGCACCGAGUUCGACAAGGAAGUGGACGAUAAUUCACUUCUCGCUACGUCUUUCACCUUCGAGAAGUACAUCGGCGGCAAGUACCUGGGCGAGCUGCUGGGCGCGGCGCUGCGCGGGCUGGCGCGCGACGGGCUGUUCCCGGCGCCGCCCGCCCGCGGCGCGCUGCAGUCCGCGCACCUCAGCCACUUCGAGGAGGACAACGUGUCGGGCACGUGGGCGCGCACGGCCGACACGCUGCGCGCCGCGUGCGGCGUGCCCGUCAGUCGCAGCGACGCGCUCGUGGCGCAGCACGUCGCGCGCGUCAUCUCCAACCGCGCCGCGCAGCUCGUCUCCGUCUGUAUCGCGACCCUGCUGCGGCGCAUGUCGCGGCCGCACACGGCGGUGGCGGUGGACGGCUCGGUGUUCAAGCGGCACCCGCGCAUCCGCGCGCUCAUGGACAAGUACAUCGCGCUGCUGGCGCCGCACCACAAGUUCACACUAAAGGGCGCAGAGGACGGCAGCGGCAAGGGCAGCGCGCUCACCGCCGCCAUCGCCGCGAGGCUCGCCGCGCGGUCUCCCUAGUCUACCACUCACUGACACUCACCAUUGACAUAUAAAAAGACCUGUUAUUUUAACGAGCUAUAAUCAAACUUGUGGUUUGCAUUUUAAGAUA
Melitaea cinxia (Glanville fritillary) is the source of this 1651-nucleotide messenger RNA. RefSeq names its product hexokinase HKDC1-like. Gene Ontology annotation, cellular component: mitochondrion; cytosol. Lineage: Eukaryota; Metazoa; Arthropoda; Insecta; Lepidoptera; Nymphalidae. The transcript has 10 exons. The coding region runs from base 1 to 1560 and encodes 519 amino acids. Gene Ontology annotation, biological process: intracellular glucose homeostasis; glucose 6-phosphate metabolic process; glycolytic process. The record is from RefSeq and is a predicted model, not a curated record. Gene Ontology annotation, molecular function: ATP binding; glucokinase activity; fructokinase activity.